Molecule: messenger RNA, 1723 nt
Organism: Rhea pennata
Lineage: Eukaryota; Metazoa; Chordata; Aves; Rheiformes; Rheidae
Gene: ATP6V1C2
Product: ATPase H+ transporting V1 subunit C2
Exons: 15
Coding region: 121-1431 (436 amino acids)
Biological process (GO): proton transmembrane transport
Cellular component (GO): vacuolar proton-transporting V-type ATPase, V1 domain; lysosomal membrane
Molecular function (GO): proton-transporting ATPase activity, rotational mechanism
Source: RefSeq, a predicted model, not a curated record
GCAGCGGCGGCGCGGCACGGCACGGCACGGCACGGCUCGGCUCGGCUCGGCUCGGCUCGGCUCGGCUGCGGGAAGCGGCGCCUCGCAGAGGGACCAGGAGCAAAGGGGAAAGACUAAAUCAUGUCAGAGUUCUGGCUCAUUUCUGCUCCAGGAGACAAAACAAAUCUGCAGGCCUGGGAGAGAAUGAACACAGUGACAUCUAAAUCCAAUCUGUCCAGCAACAGCAAAUUCCAUAUUCCAGACUUAAAGGUUGGGACACUGGAUGCUCUUGUUGGACUCUCAGAUGAGUUGGGAAAACUUGAUAGCUUUGCUGAAAGCGUAAUAAAGAAAAUGGCCCAGUACAUAGGAGAAGUUAUGGAGGACUCAAAAGACAAAGUCCAGGAAAAUCUUCUGGCCAAUGGAGUUGACCUAAUUAGCUAUCUGACCCAGUUUGAGUGGGACAUGGCCAAAUAUCCCAUAAAGCAGCCACUGAAGAAUAUAUCAGAAGCAUUAGCAAAGCAAAUCACUCAGAUAGAAACAGACCUGAAGACCCGCGCAGCUGCAUACAACAACAUUAAAGGAAAUUUGCAAAGCCUGGAAAAAAAAACUAUUGGGAGCAAUCAUAGAUACUCACUCAGGCCUUCCCAAAGGUUUUCUCUCUUCUCUUCAGUUGCUGAUGCUCUUUACCUCUGUCAGUGCUGUUAUGUGGAUUUUCUCCAGGGUCACACAGUACCCGCAUGUGAGGCUGCUGCUCCCACUGUCCUCAACUGGAGGGGAAAUCUACUGACCCGGACCCUAGCAGACAUUGUGCACAAAGACGACUUUGUUCUGAAUUCUGAGUAUCUUAUCACACUCCUAGUCGUAGUGCCAAAGUCAAGCUACAUGCAGUGGCAGAAAACCUAUGAGUCCCUCUCUGAUAUGGUAGUGCCUCGCUCCACAAAAAUGAUUGCUGAAGAUGCAGAGGGAGGACUCUUCACAGUGACCCUAUUUAGAAAAGUGAUGGAUGACUUCAAGGCUAAAGCCAGAGAGAACAGGUUCAUGGUUCGAGAAUUUUAUUUUGAUGAGAAAGAAUUGAAAUGUGAAAAAGAAGAGCUAAUGAAAUUAGCUUCUGAUAAGAAGCAACAGUACGGCCCAUUACUGCGCUGGCUGAAAGUGAACUUCAGUGAAGCAUUCGUGGCUUGGAUUCAUGUGAAAGCCUUGAGAGUUUUUGUUGAAUCCGUCCUGAGGUAUGGCCUCCCAGUAAAUUUCCAGGCAAUGUUGCUGCAGCCAAACAGGAAGUCUGUAAAACGCCUGAGAGAUGUCCUAAAUGUGGUCUUCAAACACCUGGAUGAAGUAGCAGCAGCAAGUAUCAUGGAUCCUGGCAUGGACAUCCCUGGCUUACAACUGAGUAACCAAGAAUACUAUCCUUAUGUCUAUUUCAAGAUUGACUUCAGUCUUCUUGAUUGCAGCUAGAGAGAGAAUUGCUCAAACCUAAUUAAACAUUUCCAAGAAACUUCUGUUACUUGAAUAAAUAAAUCAAAAUGCAGGUAUCUCAGUAGCAGGAUGAUAGUGUAAAGAUUUUCCUAACACCUCCAAUAAUUUAAAAUGACUUCACUAUAACUGCCUCUGGUUCGCGGUUUUCAGAAAACAUUUCAGAAUCAAGUAGUAUUAUGGCAGUAUUUAUUCACUUUGUUUUUUUUCCCGGAGGAGGCAGGGAAUGAAAGAGAACCUUUAGUGGACUUGAAAUAAAAUGAAUUUUAAAAAC